ACGAAUCCCUUUCAAGCCCUCCAAAAGGGCAAAAAGGGCCAUGCAUGCCUGAGAACGCAGAGGUUACUUCUCUUGCUCCGUGGGUAUUUCUGGAAACAAAUGUAAGAGAGAGAGAGAGAGAGAGAGAGAGAGAGAGAGAGUUGCAGCCAUGGAAGCCAAGAGACUUCACAGCAGCAAAGAGAAAAAGAUCAAAAGAAGAGAGGUAUUGGGAAAGAAGAAGGCUAUUGAUGAAGCUAUAAAAGCCGCAUCUUCUGUAAAGGACCAUUUAGCUUCUUUUCUGCCCUUCCGCCACUACGAUAGGAAUGGCUUGUCAGUAUACUUGGAGUCUGGUUCUGGAGAUCAUCUAUCUUCACCCAUGAAGCAAUACAUUCAAAACCUUCUUAAGGUUAACAUGGAGGGGCCAUAUGGAUCAGAAUGGCGGACAGAAGAGAAGGUAAAGAGGAGGGAAAUGGUUGCUCCAGAAGCACGUUAUAUCUUUGUCCGAGAAGCUCCAAAAACAAGUGUUGAUGACAUGUCCUCAACGAUGGAGGGGAUUGCAACUUGUACUAAUUGGGUGGGUGAUGGGAACCCUGUCGUCGGUUUUGUACAAUACCGUUUUAUUGUAGAGGAAGAUAUACCUGUUGUGUAUGUAUAUGAGCUCCAGCUGGAGCAUUGUGUUCAAAGGAAGGGAUUAGGGAAAUUUCUAAUGCAACUGAUUGAGCUUAUUGCUCGCAAGAACCGCAUGGGUGCUGUGAUGUUGACUGUCCAAAAAGCGAAUUUAUCAGCCAUGAAUUUCUACACAAGCAAGUUAAGAUACAUGAUCUCUUCCACUUCACCAUCAAGAGUCGAGCCAUUGAUAGGAGUUGAGAAAAGCUAUGAGAUUCUUUGCAAAGCAUUUGAUGAAGAGGCCAAAGCCAAAUUGGAGGAGAACAAUUACAUUGGUGAUGGUUGAAUGUCUGGUCGAUCGCUGCUUUGGAGGCGCUAUGAAGCUUCUCGAGGUUCUCUCAUUAGUCACUUGAUUUCACGACGCGCACUACUUGAAAAGAACUACAAGAGGCUUUAAAAAUGAUCGAACUAUGACAAAUGAUUUCUGCGGAAGUAUCCAGUGCCAAAAUUUCUCCAUACAUGUGGCACAUGUUUGCCAGAUCCGGACUGUUCAUCAAUUGUGCCAUACAAAUCGCAUGAUCCUAGCCAAUGCUUGGAGGAUUUUUGCCUGUUGAAUGUUGAUUUUCCUAACUGCCCAAAUAAUGAUUCUUCAAUUUUCUCCUAAUCAAUGGCUAGGUUCACCUGAUCUUUGUGAUUUUUGGGGUAUGCCCCACCCAUUAUUGCACCCAAUGGAUGAAAAGGUCCAUCAAUACACAUUUACCACAUGAAUGGAUAGUGAAUGCUUGAUAACAAACUAAGAUGAUAUUGACAGUACUGGGGCUCUUCCUUGAGAAAAUUUCAAUGGUUUUGAUUGGUUUGGAUUUGUUAUUCUUUGUGAUUCCAGCUAGGGUUUUUUGUUUGUUCAAGGCUAUAGCUCUGUAAUACGAUAGAAAGAAGUUAUGUAUUCUUGCUGAAUGUCUUUAAUCCGUAGUAUAUGAGUAUUGAUCGUUGCUUACA
This is a messenger RNA of Magnolia sinica, 1581 nucleotides long. RefSeq lists its product as uncharacterized. Gene Ontology annotation, molecular function: histone H4 acetyltransferase activity; protein N-terminal-serine acetyltransferase activity; histone H2A acetyltransferase activity. The record is from RefSeq and is a predicted model, not a curated record. Bases 149 to 931 code for a protein of 260 amino acids. Gene Ontology annotation, cellular component: nucleus. The transcript is spliced from 8 exons. NCBI's taxonomy places the organism in Eukaryota, Viridiplantae, Streptophyta, Magnoliopsida, Magnoliales, Magnoliaceae.